Molecule: messenger RNA, 6583 nt
Organism: Odontomachus brunneus
Lineage: Eukaryota; Metazoa; Arthropoda; Insecta; Hymenoptera; Formicidae
Exons: 5
Coding region: 4670-6085 (471 amino acids)
Source: RefSeq, a predicted model, not a curated record
AACGCGGGAAUGGGAAAUGCGUGCGUAAUGUUCGCACGAUUGCAGGAACGAUCGCUGAUUUCUCCGAUGGACUCGCGCGCGGCGGCUCGAACAAUUUCACAUUUAAUACGUAGAAUCCUUUCACGCAUACCUGCGACCAUCAGUCGCGACGAAAGGACAUGACGAUCCUUGAAUCCCGCGGAAUUCUGCCUUCGCAAAGAACAAUUUAUUGCGGAAGAGCCGAGUAGAAAGGGAUUCCGAGUUCUUCACCGUUUUGAGGAAUUAAAAUUUAAAAUGUGACUAUUCUUCUCUUUCUCUCCCUCCCCGCUUCCACCGCCCCGUAAACAGCGAGAGAGAACUCAUGUGCGAGUGAAGACUCGAAAGAGAAAAUUAUAUCUCAAUAGUUGGCUGAGAUUCGCGAUCGGAGUUCGAUCGAGCGCAGAAAAACCGCGCGCGCGCGUGCGAGGUAGACGUUACCGCGAUCACGAUGUUUGUAUUGCGUGAUUCUCCGCAGUAAGCGAGCGACCGAUUAUGAUUUAUUAGCGGUCACUUUCUUUCUCCUUACGGUAACGGAAACCGCCCACGCACGCGAGCACGCGCCGCCGAACGAAGCAUGCGCGCGGGAGAUUACAUAAGCGCGCGAUCUUAAUUACGAUCGAAUCACAAUUCGAAACAUCCUAGAAUUUCUCGUGGCAUAACGACGCGCAGCGCAAGUUGCGGAGCAACCGCGAGCGACCGUCGCGGCACACGACGGCGUGUGCGCGCCGUAAGACGAGUGACUCGGGUAAUAACUGGUUAUUACAAUUUAACGACACGGAAGGCGGAGAAAGUGCAUCUGGGGGCCGAAGAAAGUAUAAAAUCACGGUGAAUAAAUAAUUGCGAUAAACGCGUCGCUGAAGUGUCGCCGCCGCGGGAGCGUUUCGAUCGCGGUCCCGCGAGACGCCGCUCAUUAAAUAAAUAAUACGUAAUCUAAUCCGUAAUGCGCGCGUGUGUGUACGUGCGCUGCAAUUCAUCGCUGUGUGGCUUUUUUGUGUCAUUUAAAUAAUAGCUCUCCAUAAAACUUUGUAUCACAGUCGUCCUGUGAAGCCGCAACACAUCACUUAGGACUUACGUUGAGAGAAAAAAUAUUUAAAUGAAAAUAUACUUAUUAAUAAAUAUUUCUUUACUUCUUAGAUAUUUUUUCUCAAUGUAGUGACAGUCAUUACCCAAAACUCGUCUCAAGUGAGAUAUUGAUUUGAGUUUAGAGUUAGAUGUGAAUUUAGUCUAAAGUUAGAUGUAAUUUCAAUUGCGAAUAUCAUGAUACACGUGACAUUACAUUUGCAGUUGCGAUUUCAUUGGGAAACUCAGAUCUAAUUUGAAAUUCAGAUCUGGAUAUCUCAUACAAGUUUCAAGUAACUACUAUUACUAUUAAUACGGGUUUCAGAGCUGUAUUAAUAGUCAUUACUUGAAACUUGCCCUAUGCGAGAUACUCAGAUCUGAAUGUAGAGUUAGAUUUGCGUUUUUUGCUUCAAUCAUAUAAUACGUGUGAUACCAUAUUUGUAAUCGCGGUUCAGCUGAUAAAGUCACGUCUAACUCUAUAUUCAAAUCUGUGUGUCUCACCUGAGGCAACGUUUCAGGUAACGAUUAUUAAUACGGCCCUCAGAGUCGAAACGUCACACGAUUGUUAUGGAGAAUUUUUUUUGUAUCGUUAUAUAUAUAUAUAUAUAUAUAUAUAUAUAUAUAUAUAUAUAUCACAGACGCACACACGCGCACAUGGAGCGCGACGUAAUUUUUAUGACAGCUGAAUGCGUAAUAAAAAAAGGAAAGAGUACAAAUUAUGCAACAGUCCGCAUCGCGCCGAUUAUCGUGGCGUACCUAUAGCGACGAAUGUCAUCGCCGCAAGGCAGACAGCAGUAAGGACAUAUCGAGCAACAGGAAUUCAUGAUGGCAGCGCGUGGUGAUGAUGGUGGCGUCGGCGACGGUGGCUUUCGAUUGUGAUUGUGAUACCGGUGAAUUUGUUGCAUGCCUCUCUUAGAGGGCCGCAUUCCUCUUGCCGAAACUGAAUGAUCGCGUUGUCGACGAUACACUGGGUGUCACAUGCACCCAGUGCAUCGCGAGCCGCUUGCCUCGCGAUUAUCCUCGCUAUCCCUGGUAUCCAUGGACACGCUAUUUGCAUAGAGCAAUUGUUUGCGGAGGCGCGUUCGCUUCCCACGCGAAUUCAGAAUUCAGAACCCGAUUGAUAGUGCGUGGCUAAAUCAAGAGAGAAGAAAAGAGAGAGAUAGAACCGUCUUUAUAUAUGAAAUCAUCACCACGUUGAGUCUCGUCGGAUCUGCAAAAUAAUUCAAUCGCUUUGAUAUCUCAUCACAAAGAGUCGAGUUAUUAAUGAAUAAUCUAUGUAUAUAUCGGGUUGUGUAAUAAGUGAUUUCGAAUUUUUCGGGUAAAAUGUAACGAUUGUAUUUUGACGUCGUUAUAAUUUGUGAAACAAUGCAUGUGAAAAAAUAGCAGAUCAUAAGUCAAAACGGCGCACACGGCAUUUCACAAGAUUAUAAUAACAUAGAAAUACAAUUGUUCUAUUUUAUUUGAAAGAUCCGAAAUUACUGAUUACACGAACCAAUAUUUGUACACGUGUCCUCCUUAAUUAAAUCAGAUGCGCUCUUACAUAUGACGAUAUUAAUUCGACCUUCUCGUCUCGAGAUUAUGAAAUUUCGCUUUUGUCUCACGCGAGAAAUGUCGCGAUCAGCCCGACAUGUUCGUUGUUGUCGCUGCCGCGCGCGCAGGAUCGAAAUUCCGAGCGAGCGAGAAAGUUCUGACGUAAUUUGCACCCGUCGAGUAUAAGCGCUAAUUAGACAAUUGUGUAAUGAAUACGCCGUGCUCGCGAGCGCGCAUCGAUCCUGCGCGGAUCCCUCGUCGGUGUAAUGCCGGGUGCAACGCGUGGAUUCACAAUCCAGCUCGUUUGUUCACGCUCAGGCCGUCAAGGCGAUUCAACAACGCGCGGUGGUAAUUACAUAGGAAAAGGAAAUUCAUCUCUAUUUCCUAUUUUUUCCUGCACAUGUCCACGGAAGGUAAGAGAGGGUAGCACGAUUACUUCCAGGAUACGAGAUCCUUCGUGUUUCACAAGCGUCGCGUGGUUCAUGAAAUCGCUCGAAUUAUCUGGAAAGCGGAGUUACAUCGGCUAUACGUCGCGUUAACUCAUACAACCCGGGAAGUCACUAUAACGUUGCAGCAAUUUUGUGAAAUAUCACUACAAUUAUUAUUAUCAUCCACGUUUUCCAUACAAAUUAGUAAAAAAAAAUAAAUUUGAAAAAAUAUAUAAAAACUUAAAACAUCUUUACUAAUAAAAAUUUAACUUUAAAUCAAAGUUUCAAAAAUAUAGAUACACGAUUAUAUUUGUUAUACAAACUCUUUUAAUAUUUUAAUAUUAUAUAUUUCAAAAUUUAUCCAAAUAGUAAUAGACAUUUUGUUUGAUGUUUUGACUUUUUUCUUAUUAUUAUGUACAGAGUAUGCACACAAACAUUUUUUAUUUUAUCCAAACACACUGUAUAUUUUUGCAUAAUUUUAUCAAAAAUAAAUAAAUUUAUUCGUGAUUCUUAAUGUGUGUGUGCAAAAAGAUUUCUAUUAAUUAAGAAGCAAAAAUUCGGGAAGCCACUAUAGUAGUGCGACCGGUAUAUCAUGUUUUUUACUAAUCUAUUUUUUAACGUAUACGAAAAAGUCAUACUUCAAAGAAACUGUAUAAGAGUCAUUCAAAAAAACCGGCCGGACUAUAAGGGUUAACAAUCGUCUUACUGUUGUAUUGAGAGGACACAGCGUCAACCGCUGUUUCGGAAUACAAUUGAACAAGUUAGACGCCACGAUAAAACCCUACGUCUGCUGGUAAUUAACAAAACACCGCGGCGAGGGAUAAACUCGCUUCGUGGCCGCGGUGGAAAGUCGCGGAAGAAAGCUCGUCCAGCAACAACACUCGAACGUCGACAAGAGCUCACGCGCUUUAAUUGCUUCCUUGACUAUCGCAAAAAAAAGAAAGAUAAAAAGAAGACGCGGGAUGCUGUUGCGUUUCCCCCAGAAUCAACGACGCGUGUAAUGCGUCCCGAUUAUCGUCGUGUAAAAAUGCGAUGCACGUUCGACAACGUCGGGAGAAUCAAAAGAACACCGGUCGAGUCGGUCUCAACGAAUGGUAUCCGCGCUACACAACUAAUUACAACUUAAUUCCGUUACAACGUGAUUCCAUUUGUUACAUAUUGCGAAUUGCAAUCCUCUCGCAAAUAUUCCGCGUCUAUCAACCGCGGCGUGGUCAACCGAACUCGUCGAAACGAAACGAGAAAAAGUAAAUACAGAAAGAGAGAAGAGAAAAAAGAGAAAAGACCUUUUGCUUUCCGCACGCGCAACGCAUUUUACACGACGACGAUGGUUAUUCUUAUUCCGCGCACAUGUCACCAUCCCGGUCCCUGGUCCCACCGCCAGGGACAAUGCCAUUGCCAUAGUGAAACAGUGAAAGUAUGGUCAUUUUGCUGGUUGUCGCUUUUGCUCUUCCCACUCGCUCUCGCACGCACGCAUGCACGUACAUACGCGCGACACACGUAUCGACAGUUUUCGCGCUAUCGCGAUAGUCUCGUUUUGAAUGCUGCGCCUCUCAAAGCUGUUUCUCUCCAGCUGACCGACGACGUGGCGCGCACGGUGAAACUAUUACACAGCACGCGCCGAAGAUGAAAGCGCGAUGCGGACUCUCCUAGGGAGCAUCAUCUGUCUCCUGUCAGCGGCUAACGCAAGGACCGCGAUAAUGCCGCCACCCUGGGCCGAUCCGUCGAGCAACCCUUGCGCCGCACAACCACGUGGCUGGCAGCUGCUUUAUUGGCCGGCCGACGGGAAGUGCUACAAAAUAUUCCAGAUCGGCGCUCCCUGUCCGGAAACUAUGGAGUUGAGUCCCGCGGCUGGAGGAACGAUAGCGGAGUGUAGGUGUCCUCCGGGGACCGCGCAGUCACCCCGGGACGCCCUGUGUCAUCCGAUAUUCACGAGAGCAUCCUGUGCGAAAGGCCAGUUCUUCGCGCCGGUACCAGACACGCCCGGCAAAUUGGGGUAUCAACGGCGAUGGGGAGUCUGCCGCAACCCCGAGCCUUGCGGUGAGCAAAGUGAGAUCUAUUGGCCCAAAGACGACAAAUGCUACCCGAAGCUCAGUAAAGGACCUUGUCCACGCGGAGAACUCCUUGUUAGCGACGAAGACGGCUUAGCGACUUGUUCAUGCUCGACGAGCGGCGAACUGGGCAGGUACCAUUGGCUGGGAAACGGUGGCGGCUGCCAUGAACACUACACGAAGGGCCCGUGCUCGGAGCUAGGAGAGCUGUUUCUCCCGGGUGGAACGUGCGGUUGCCACUCUCAACUACCUCAUUAUCAUGAGCCGAGCGGAAUGUGCUACCAGUUGGGUGGAGUCGGUCCAUGUCCGCAAGGACAUCACUUUGUGGUCACCACGGACGCCCGAUCGACCAUGCAAGAGGACGUGGUUCGUGCCAGAUGCGUCUGUAAACCUGGUCACGCGUUGUAUAAAAACGGACUUUGUUACAGACUGCACACGAAGGGACCCUGCGAGAACGGCUACAUGCUAAUCAACUCGUCUAGCUGUGUGCCAAUACCCUGCAAACGCGGCAGACUAUAUUUCCCGCAAGAACGAACUUGCUACAAGAUCGGCACGCGGGGACCGUGCCCGAACGGGCAGAUAGUGCUGUAUGACCACAACGUAAGACCGUCUCUCGACGGGAUCAGUUAUAAUGGAGUGUGCGGGUGUACCAACGUCAUGAGGAACGCGGGUAGAUGCGUGGAGGAUCAGAGCGACUGCGAGAGCACGCCCGGCAUGGUGAUGAUCAACCGGACCUGCUAUAAACUGUACACACAGGGUCCCUGCACCGCGGGCGAAUGGUUAGUCGCACAGAGGACAUCGAAAAUCCGGCUUUGGCAAGAGGAACAACCACGACCGAAGGCUAAGUGUGAAUGCCGGCCUGGUUAUAAAAGGAUUGUCAGCAGCACGGAGACAUUGGAGGAGCUGGAGAGUAAUAGUCUGAUCUCGCCGAACGGCUGCCAGCCACCCGCGGUGAGCUUGGCGAAGUUUCUUAACGAUAACGUCAAGUCAAUCGUGAUCUGAGCAGCUCAAUAAUUCGUACUUAGUACGUUGUAAUACAUUUGUAAUUUCAUAUCUCACACGAAACGCACUUGUCCCAUUUUCACACUUUCACGUAACACGCGUAUGUGUAUGUGAUGUGUUCGAAUGAUAAUCGAAUUGAAAGAAUGCUAGUGAGGAACUUAAUUUUGUACAUAUAUGAUAAUGUAGGGAUUACUAUUUCAAGUUGUUCAUCUUAUCACGCUUGAGUGGGAACGUUAUUUAUUAACUUAUUAAGCAACAGCGAAACCUGAAGUCUCUCGAGAGACACGUGCCACUUAUUCUCACACGAGUCAUCGUAUGUUGUGAAUGGAUGCAGACGUACUUACUCGUUUUUGUGCUGUAAGUCGCGAACCUGCUGCUGCAUCCCUUCCAUUUGUUGGUCCUUGUGCACCAGUUCUCGCUCCAACGCGGCGAUCCUUUCUGUUUUCUCGUCCAAAGCCAUCUGUAAGAAUCACCGAAUAUAAGUGUUUUUAUGAAAGU